Molecule: messenger RNA, 1115 nt
Organism: Rubroshorea leprosula
Lineage: Eukaryota; Viridiplantae; Streptophyta; Magnoliopsida; Malvales; Dipterocarpaceae
Source: the annotation of a GenBank genome assembly
AAUUGAAAAAAUUAUAUUAGACGCCAAAAAGACAACUAGUGAUGGAGAAGAAGAGAAUGAAUUUAGCCAUUUAUGCUGAUUUAUUUCUGGCGACAGACUGAUGGUAUAUGUGAAACAGAUUCCACAGCCAGAACAAGUGAACUCAACAUUUCCAGACGAGAAAAGAAUGGGGUAUUUGUCAGCCUCUACCAGCUGUUUCAUGGCUACUCCUCAAUUCACUCAUUCUUCUCUUCACUGCAGCAAGCACCAAGGGCACAGAACUGUUUCAGUUUUUGCAUCAAAAUCUGGUGGAUUCUCCCUCAACCCGAUCUUGAAGCGAUGUCAAACAUGUGGAGGUAAAGGAGCAAUAGAGUGUCCAGGAUGCAAGGUCUGAUCUUUAAUUUUAACCUUAAAGCCUCUCCAAUAUAUGAUUGGAAUUUACUACCAUAUAUAAAUAUAUGAAGUCUGUCAUCUGAUUGAGUCCUUUCAGCAAAUAAUAAUGUAGGGUUCAGGCUUUUAAUCUUAAAAGGGGAAAUUAUAAGGUGACUGUCCCAUGAUAAAGCUAGUUGGUGAUCCCUUGAUUCCAUAAAACUGUCCAAAAUGUACUCAUGUCAAACAUAUAUGAUACACUUGACACUUGAGUAUCCCAUCAGUAUUUGCCCAUGACUUGACAAAUUGUUAAGGUGGGUAUUUAUCCUGAAACAUAGGUCAGGUUGAAGCGCCAGUAUAGCUCAGUAUUGCUUACCAGAGAGGCUUGAUGUAUACUGAGAUGAUUUGGCCAGAGUGACUUUCAGGAUGGUUACUUCAACAAUCAAAUCAGCAGUCUUUUUUAAGAGACCUACUCAGAACUAAGAGUAGAAAUAGAGUGCAACCCUUACCCUGAGUUAUGAAGAGGUAUUUAUAAUGGUAUUUUGGUCUGAGAAGAGAAGCCCCUUCUUAACCUUGAUGACUUCCCCCGUUGCCACCUCUAAGGGAAGUUCAUCCAAAGUGGUGUAUAGAGCAUGGCUUGAUAUAUUACCCUCUCUAGUGUCAUUUUUUGGUGUGCAGUGUGUCAAUCCCUAGCAGGAAAUAAACCCAAGCUAUUCUUCUUUCAUUACAUUUGGACUAUAAGAGGAGAAGAAAUAUGAACUUUGGAC